CUUCUGCUGUGGCUGCUAUGUCCUUGCGCUUGGUUAGGCUCGGGCUAGCGAGCGCUGCAGCCACUUGGCGCCGCCCCGGCCCCGGUGUCCUCUGCGCGGCAAGACUACAUGCAAGCUCCCAGCGGACUUUGAAAUAUGGUCUUGUGGCUUUUUGGCUGGGAGAGAGAACUACUAAAAGAUUUAAUGAACGUAGCAAAAUUUUUACUGUGGAUGGCAACUUAUCAUGUGGGAAGGGAAAACUUGCAAAACAAAUAGCAGAGAAGUUGGGAAUGGUUUACUUUCCAGAAGCAGAUAUCCAUUAUGCGGACAGGAUCACAGGAGAUGGAGCAUUAAUGGAUGAGAAAUUUAACGCCUCCUGUAAUAUGGAGAGAUUCUACAAUGAUCCUAAAUCUCCUGAUGGACAUUCAUAUCGCCUACAAGCUUGGUUGUUUGGUAACCGUGUUCUACAGUAUUCUAAUGCGCUGGAGCUUCUGCUGAGUACAGGACAAGGUGUAGUGAUGGAACGCUCUGUCUACAGCGACUUCGUGUUCAUGGAUGCAAUAUUUAAACAAGGCUAUGUCCACAAACGAUGUGUUGCUCAUUACAAUGAAAUGAGGAUGCACAGUAUCUAUGAGUUCUUGCCACCUCACUUAGUGAUUUACAUUGAUUCACCUGUUUCAGAGGUACAGAAGAGACUUCAGGAAGAAGGGGAGCCAUAUGAAAAAAAGGUGUCUGCUGCGUACCUCCAGGACAUUGAAGAUAGUUACAAGAAAAAGUUCCUGCCAGAGAUGAGUGAAACUUGUGAGAUCUUGCACUACACAACAAGUGAGGCAGAGGACAUAGAAAAGGUACUUGAAGAUAUUGGUUACCUGAAGUUUGAUAAGGGGCCUUGGCUUGAACAGGAUGAUGUUUCUUUCCAUCGGCUUAGAAUGUUUGUUGAAAACAAAUACCUGGUGUUGGAAGCUACUGCUCUCCCUAACUACAUCCCAGAAAUCACAAUUAGCGGCCAGGAGUUAAAUAAACUCUAUCACGAGUACAAAUCGCUUCCCGGCCACUGUUAUGAAAGAGGCUAUAACGCUGAUAUGGGUGACAAGUGGAUCUGGCUGAAAUGAAGGCUGCCACCCUUUGAAAACCCUCGCACAGUAUAACCACAAAACUUGAAGAAGCUGUGUUCAGUGUGCCUGCUCUACAUCAAUGGGGUACGCGCAGCACAAAAGAAAAGCACGUUAUGAUUCGAAGUCAUGGAAUAGCCUCAGAAGAAAGCAAACCACCAUAUUGUGUAUCAUAAGAGAACUUCCCAUUGUAUUCUGUCUAGAAUUAUCCAUAAUAAUUGUAAUAGAAAGUCUAUCCAACAUAAUGGCAACUUCUUAAAAUCAGCAUGAAACCUGCAUUUCUUCAAGACCUGUGGCUUAAUACUAUUAGGGGUUUUGAUUGUUAAACUGAACUUGUGUUAAAUAAAACCUGUAUACGUUA
Molecule: messenger RNA, 1452 nt
Organism: Alligator mississippiensis (American alligator)
Lineage: Eukaryota; Metazoa; Chordata; Crocodylia; Alligatoridae
Gene: NDUFA10
Product: NADH:ubiquinone oxidoreductase subunit A10
Exons: 10
Coding region: 18-1091 (357 amino acids)
Biological process (GO): mitochondrial electron transport, NADH to ubiquinone
Cellular component (GO): cytoplasm
Source: RefSeq, a predicted model, not a curated record